Messenger RNA from Fundulus heteroclitus (mummichog), 1238 nucleotides. Its product is annotated as C-type lectin domain family 4 member G. Lineage: Eukaryota; Metazoa; Chordata; Actinopteri; Cyprinodontiformes; Fundulidae. The record is from RefSeq and is a predicted model, not a curated record. The transcript has 9 exons. Bases 1 to 1164 code for a protein of 387 amino acids.
AUGGCAGAGAACGAGGUUAUGUAUGCUUCGGUGGUUGUCAAAAGCAGGAGACCCAAAAGAGCUAAAAAAGAGGAAGAAGUUGUGUAUGGUAACGUGAAGCUACCAAAUCAAACGGUUCAGCAAACACUUGACACAAACGCUAAAAAAGAGGAAGAAGUUGUGUAUGGUAACUUGAACCUACCAAAUCAACCGGUUCAGCAAACACUUGACACAAACGAGGAAGACGUUGUGUAUGGUGAAGUGAAGCUACCAAAUCAAACAGUUCAGCAAACACUUGACACAAAUGACUCUGCAGGACUUUUAUCAAACAAGGAAGCAGAAAGAAAACAUCGCUGGUAUCAGAAGUUGGCUUGUUGCCUUGGGAUCCUCUGUGUCAUUUUGGCGUUGGCCCUCAUUGGAGUCUGUGUUCUCUAUUUAUUUUCUUACAAAAGGGAUAAACAGGAGCUGAAACAGCUGAAAGCCAACCAAACGUUGCUGCUGGAGGAAAUUUACAACCUGACAGACCUGAACAAGAAAGUCAGCUCAGAUUUUAACAUACAGGUUCAAAACCUGACGCAAGAAAAAGAAAACCUGAGAUUACAAAAUCAAAACCUGAAGACAGAACUUGAUGAAGUGAAGAAUAAAACCCAGAAGCUGCAGAAAGAGAUUAAAAACCUCAAAGGACAAAUAGAAACUAUGGAUAUACAUAGGAAUGAACAGAACGCCAGUCAAGCUCAGUGGAGCAUUAAUGAAUAUUGUCCUAAAGAAAACAACAAGAGAAAUUGUAGUUCUUGUCAGAAAGGCUGGCUCCUAUCUCAGUCCAGCUGCUAUGCAGUUAAUAAUGCUGAACCUCCGAAUCAGAAAACCUGGGAAGAAGCACGAGAAGACUGCAGAGGAAAGAUUUCACAUCUGACUGUUGUUGGUGAUGAAGAAGAAAAGAAGUUUGUUAAAGACAAAAGUUGGGCUAAUAACAUUAAAGGAUACUGGAUUGGCCUCAGAGCUGAAGGAGGGAAAUGGAAAUGGAUCGAUGGAAGUGAUCUGACCAAUCAAGCCUGGAUACAGCAGCAGAAGCAGCCUGCAGUUGAUGGUCAGUGUGUAACUUCUCUCCAGGACAGAGAAUGGAGCUCAGUGAGCUGUGAUGAAAAGAACGCAUGGAUCUGUGAGAAGAAGGCUUUAUCUGUUUAAACAUGAGAUAUUAAAAUGUCUUGAGGAUAACUGACAAAUUGUAAAAUGAAAAAUAAUCUUUUUUUUUUUUUUUU